This is a messenger RNA of Sitophilus oryzae (rice weevil), 767 nucleotides long. RefSeq lists its product as uncharacterized. The record is from RefSeq and is a predicted model, not a curated record. The transcript has 2 exons. Lineage: Eukaryota; Metazoa; Arthropoda; Insecta; Coleoptera; Curculionidae. Bases 65 to 643 code for a protein of 192 amino acids.
CUGACGUUAAAGAAUUUCGAAAAGAACAAAUUAGUGUAUAGAAGUAUUCAAAGUUGUUUACAUUAUGGAUAAAAGAAUCCUCGCUUUGGUAGAAGACGACGAAAAAGACGAACGUCUAUUUAGGCACACUGUGGCUGUUCAAAAACAAGCUGAAACGCUAAAACAGAAAAUUCAAGAGACUUAUAACAAAUUAACUGUCUCGGAGAAAAAUUUAAAAAAUAUGGAAGAUGAAGUUUCAAAAAUCCGCUGCGAGUGGAUAGUUUUAGACAAUCAGGAAAAACAAUUAUUGGAAUGCGUAGAAAAUAGGGCCAGCGAGGUGCUUCAAAAAGAGCAUGAACUAAAAAUAUUAAAGUUUCAAUUUAAAAAAUAUAUGCGGGAAACUGUAACAACAAUGCAACGUCUACCGAGGGAAAUCACUGAACCCAAAACUUCUGGUGAAAAGGAAAGCAAACUUGAACAAGAAAAUGAACAGAAACGAAGAAUUUGGAUGCUGGAAGGAGAAAUAAAUGCGUUAAAAAUGUAUGAAUCGUAUCAAUCUAAGAAAGUGCAAGAAAUGGAAAAUAUCGAAGGAGUUUUAAAAGAUUAUACUUGGAAUGAUGAUAGCUGGGAGAAUAUAAAACAUAUGUUUAAUAAGCUUGCCUAAAUUUAAUGCUUAAAAAUUAGUAUUUUUUGACGCUAUUUCAAGCUAUUAUGUUUUAAAAAUAUUUUAUUAUAUUAAACACUGUUUGAAACUUGUUAAAUUUUGUUAAAUGUUAAAUGUUCAUAUC